AUGGGUUUUGGAGUCAAAUGGUCUGGAUGGAUGAUGGAAUGUGUUUCUACGGCGAGAGCGGCUGUUCUUGUAAAUGGUUCGGCUUCGAACGAAUUCUAUUUAGGCAGAGGAUUGCGACAAGGUGAUCCCUUAUCCCCUUUCCUGUUUAUUCUGAUUACAAAAGUGCUUCACUUGUUGUUGGAAAAGGCUGGGGCGUUAGGGUUAAUAAAGGGUAUUCAUGGGGUUAUCCCGGGCUAUACGACCAUGCAUUUACAGUUUGCAGAUGAUACUAUCUUGUUUUUAAAAGCAGAGGAACAGGGGGUGGAAAACAUGAAAUUUAUUCUACGGUGCUUUGAGGAUUUUGGAAGAGAAUAUUCAACUGGUGGGACAUCGGCUGGUUAG
Gossypium arboreum is the source of this 381-nucleotide messenger RNA. RefSeq lists its product as uncharacterized. Lineage: Eukaryota; Viridiplantae; Streptophyta; Magnoliopsida; Malvales; Malvaceae. The record is from RefSeq and is a predicted model, not a curated record. The transcript has 2 exons. Bases 1 to 381 code for a protein of 126 amino acids.